Molecule: messenger RNA, 1011 nt
Organism: Neohortaea acidophila
Lineage: Eukaryota; Fungi; Ascomycota; Dothideomycetes; Mycosphaerellales; Teratosphaeriaceae
Product: HAD-like domain-containing protein
Exons: 4
Coding region: 1-1011 (336 amino acids)
Molecular function (GO): magnesium ion binding; acireductone synthase activity
Source: RefSeq, a predicted model, not a curated record
AUGGCAGCCGUCAAAUGUGUCUUGCUUGACAUUGAGGGCACUGUCUGCCCAAUAUCCUUCGUCAAGGACACGCUGUUCCCAUAUGCUCUCAAGGCCCUACCCGACGUCUUGUCCUCCAAAUGGGACGACGAGGACUUCAGACCAUACCGCGACGCCUUCCCAGAAGAAGCACGUCAGUCCGCUCAAGAACUCCAGGCCCACGUUGAAGAUCUCACCAAGCGCGACGUCAAGAUCGCGUAUCUCAAGAACCUUCAAGGAUAUCUCUGGGAAACUGGAUACAAGACUGGCGCAUACUCCACUCCUCUGUUUCCCGAUGUUGCGCCUCAGCUGAGGAAAUGGAAGGAGCAAGGAGUGCAGCUCGUCAUUUACUCUUCGGGGAGCGUUUUUGCGCAAAAGCUGCUCUUCGGUCAUGUUGCCAGUCCGACUGCAGAAGCUGGACAAAAGCGGAAACGAGCACUUGAAGGAGAUCUGGAUCAUGAUGAGACCGUGCCCGCCAAGAAGAAAGCCAUUGAGGGUGAGGGUGGAGCAGCAGAUGGCUCUGAUGGAGCUGUUCAGAUGUCAUCCGAUCUUGCAACAAACAACAUCGAUACGAUCCAGGCCGACACUACCAACCUUCCACACGAAGAUGGCAAUGCUUCUACUGAAGACUUGCAACACCUCAUCAGUGGCUGGUUCGACACGACGAAUGCCGGACUCAAGCAGGAUGCGGGAAGUUACAAAAAGAUUGCUGAUGCGUUACAGAUGGCUCCUCAGGAUAUCCAUUUCCUCAGCGACAAUGUCAAAGAGGUCGAAGCGGCGAUCGAAGCUGGGAUGGCUUCCUCCAUCGUUGACAGACCCGGAAAUGCGCCGCUGUCUGAGGAAGACAAGGCACGAUUUCACGUCGUGCAAUCUUUGGACCAAGUCAGCCUGACUGCAAAGAAGGCAUCAAACAGGGAGGAAGUAGAUGCCGUACCAGAGCCUGAGAAGCCCAGCCGAAGGCGAUCCCAACGGUUGAAGGGGAAGGACUUGUGA